Messenger RNA from Hypoxylon fragiforme, 2261 nucleotides. RefSeq lists its product as uncharacterized. Lineage: Eukaryota; Fungi; Ascomycota; Sordariomycetes; Xylariales; Hypoxylaceae. The record is from RefSeq and is a predicted model, not a curated record. The transcript has a single exon. The coding region runs from base 291 to 1844 and encodes 517 amino acids.
GGCAGGUAAAGGAGUUUUUGUUUUGAGUAAUAUGGAUGCAAGUUCUUUGGUUCCCUUGGUUCCUUAGGCAAACAGCGAUACCUUAGGCAGGUAGAUAGGCAUCUGCGCACAUUUUCAGAAAUGAAUGCUUUUACCUACACCUUCUACCUCUCUUAUUACUUCUCAAAUCAGACCCUAACUCUACUAGAGAAGGAUUCCUUAAUAACACUGAUUCUUUACAUACCUCUCUUGCCCAAGCUUGAGACGAACAUCUCCUAAUAUUUCCAAUUGAACUAUAGGACGACAUCAUAAUGGCGCCCGAUAUGUUUACUCUCGCCAAGCGAGUUCAACUCAUUGAGAAGGCUGGAGACAUUGAGACCAUCAGUGAUUUCAAUGCUUCUCCCCUCUUCACUGAAUCGGUUCGCUAUCAUGCUUCCCUCAACGAGACUGCAUCUCAGCCGUUCUCAGCUCAGUACGGUCUUCUUGGUGGCAACAUCACCGACGAUGCCGCCAAGAUGAAGCUUAAUGACUUGAUCUACUACAAUGUUGCUGCCCCAUCCAGCACCUUCAUCUGCGGCAGCCAAGGAUCUGGCAAGAGCCACACCUUGUCGUGCCUUCUUGAGAACUGCCUUAUCAAGUCCGUUGCCAACGAGUUGCCACGACCCUUGACCGGCAUCGUAUUCCACUACGAUACCUUCAUUUCCGAUGCCGGCGGAAGUCCUUGCGAGGCAGCCUUCUUGUCGACCGACCCCAAGAUGAAAGUUCGGGUCCUCUGCGCGCCCACAAACAUCACAUCGAUUAAGAAGACCUAUUCGAACUUCCCCAACAUCAAGGUCGAGGAGCUCCGCAUCAACGAGGCGGACCUCAACACGAAGCGCAUGAUGGACCUCAUGGCCAUCAAGACCGACGGCGACAUGCCGCUGUACAUGCACGUCGUCACCCGCGUCCUGCGCGACCUCCGACGCGAGCAGCAGUCCGCCGAUUCGGGAUUCAGCUACCGCGACUUCCUGACCCGAAUAAUGAGCGAGGAGCUCACGGACUCGCAGAAGACCCCGCUGAUGCAGCGUCUUGACACGCUCACCAGCUUCAUGGCCAAGGAGAAGGUCACCAUGGCCGCCGACAACUUUAAUCUGCAUAUCAGCCGCAGCACCGGCAACAACUGGGCCCCUACCCCGCGCCAGUUGACGAUCGUUGAUCUGUCCUGCCCCUGCGUGACUGCCGAGACCGCGUGCUCGCUUUUCAACAUCUGUCUGAGUUUGUUCCUCGAGCAGAAUCCCGACAAGGUGGGCCGCGUGGUCGCGCUCGACGAGGCGCACAAGUACAUGAACGCAUCUGCCGAGGCUAGCGCCCUCACUGAGCAGCUGCUCGCCACGAUCCGUCUGCAGCGACAUCUCGGCGUCCGCGUCAUCAUCUCGACUCAGGAGCCUACCGUUUCGCCUAAGUUGCUUGAUCUCUGCUCGGUCACCAUCGUCCAUCGCUUCACGUCGCCGGACUGGCUGCACACGCUGCAGCGACAUUUGGCCGGUGUAUCAAUCACGCGCCGCAUGAAGGAGAAGAUGGGCAGCAACGGCCUUGGCAACGGCAACGGUAAUAGUAACGGUAACGGUAACGGUAACGGUAACGGUGUAGCGUCCCUCGGAAGCCGUUUCCAGACCCUCUCCCUCGAGGACUCGGACCCGACGCUUGCCAUGUUCAUGCAGAUCGUCAAGUUGCGCGUUGGCGAGGCGCUGCUGUUCUCACCUAGUGCGGUCAUUGCGGUGGAUGAGAAGUGCUCGGCUAUCGAGAAGCUGAACAACGGUGUCCUGAAGAUCAAGAUUCGCAAGCGGGUCACGGAGGAUGGAGGAAAGAGCAUUAUGGCGGGUUAAGCUUGAUGCAUACGUUCAAGCUGGAUCCCGGUAUGAACAUAGGGAUGGAAGCUUGUGGUGUGCGAUAGGGGGCAGGAGUGAGAAAAGGACUGAUCCGUAAUUCAUCCAGGAGUUUGAGAUUAAUUCGCAUGUGUGUAUUUGAAACGUCGACGACGUCUCGAGGUUACAGUUUAUUUAGAUGCUCAAUGGUGAAGGACUGAUGCAAUUAAUCCAUACAUGAGGAUACCCAGUUUCGGGUUCCUAUGUACCUACCUUAGCAGUCAAGAAUUCGAAGAAAUUGAUGUAACUUUUAAGGGUAUCCUUGCCCAAAUUUUCUAAUGCCAGUGUGAAAUGGAUGCCACGACAUACUUGAUCAACGUUAUUCGGAAGAUCAGCGUCGCGUCUGCAAAUCUGAUACUAUCCGCCAGGAUAUGCCUA